This is a messenger RNA of Phanerochaete carnosa HHB-10118-sp, 558 nucleotides long. RefSeq lists its product as uncharacterized. The annotation marks the transcript as partial. The transcript is spliced from 4 exons. The record is from RefSeq and is a predicted model, not a curated record. Lineage: Eukaryota; Fungi; Basidiomycota; Agaricomycetes; Polyporales; Phanerochaetaceae. Gene Ontology annotation, molecular function: ATP binding; protein kinase activity. Gene Ontology annotation, biological process: protein phosphorylation.
GAUGCUUUCAAAGACCAACUUCACCGCAUAAGCGUCAGACUCUCGAUGGUCUCCUUUCAGCUUCCAGAGAGCUUGUUCCUCACAGGCGUCAUUAUCCAAAAUCCGAAGCAGGUUGCUGCUGGAGGAUAUGCCGACAUUCACAUGGGGCAAUACCGGGGGCGUCUUGUGGCAUUAAAGACGAUGCGCGUCUUCACGCAGCAAACGCCCAAAGAGAUUUCCAAGAGCUUGAAGACAAUUUGCCGUGAAGUCACUCUCUUACAUAGCCUCAAGCAUCCGAACAUCUGCGAACUCAUAGGUGUUGACCGUGAACUCUUUGGAGGGCGCUUUUGUCUUGUGACAGAUUGGAUGCCGUAUGGGAACAUCAUGGACUUUGUUGGAGCCAACUCGUUUGUCUUUGACGAGGUCAAACAAUUUGUGGUGGAGAUAGCCUCCGCUCUGGAGUAUCUACAUAGCAAGAAUGUAGUACACGGAGAUCUACAUGUGAAAAAUAUUCUUAUUGAUGCUGGCCGCCAUGUUCGCCUCGCAGACUUCGGACUAUCAGAUUUUUCCGACGCCUCU